AUGCCUUCCAACUUGAAAAUCGUUUUCGGCGGCAUGUCUCUAGGCAAAGAGGGCACCGAAGUCGCUCGCGUCCACUCCAUUGACACCGCAGCUGCUCUUCUCGACAUCUUCGUCGCUCAUGGACACAAUGAAAUUGAUACAGCUCGUAUCUAUGGGUCAGGCACUAGCGAGGAGUACUUCGCUACACUAAAAUGGAAAGAUAGGGGUUUGAUCAUGGACACCAAACUCUACCCUACCGCUCGGAUCCCCGUGCCUCUGAAUAUUCCCGAGUCCAUGACUUUUACUCAUAAUCCCGAAGAUCUACGAAGGGGGUUGAUGGAUAGUUUGAAAGCUCUUGGGACGGAUAAAGUUGAUUUAUUUUAUCUUCACGGACCAGAUAAAUCCGUUGACUAUGAAAUCACACUCCGAGCUGUGAAUGAACUUUAUUUGGAAGGACACUUCUCGAAGUUUGGGAUUAGUAACUUCGCCGCUUGGGAAGUUGCGCAGAUUUGUGAGAUGUGCGAUAAGAAUGGAUGGAUUAAGCCUUCUGUUUACCAGGGGGUGUAUAAUUGUUUCAUGCGUGGUGUGGAAGCAGAGCUGGUCCCCUGUUUGAGAAAAUAUGGAAUUUCCCUAUAUGUUUUUAAUCCUCUUGCUGGCGGUCUUUUGACGGGCAAGUAUACCCGAGACACCGAGGUUGUUGAAGCCGGAUCCCGCUUCGAUACCAAGUCAUUCGCAGGUAAAAUGGCAAGACAUAGGUACUGGAACGAAUAUUUCUUCGGAGCUUUGGAAAAACUCACCCCCGUGGCUGAAAAGAACGGGUUGACUGUCACGGAAUGUGCACUUAGGUGGUUAGUGAACCACUCUAACUUGAAAAGAGAGUUUGGAGACGCCGUUAUUGUUGGGGCGAGUAGCACGAAGCAUUUGGAAGAGAACUUGACGGAUUUGGAGAAAGGAGAGCUGCCGGAAGAGGUCGUCAAGGCUAUUGAUGAGGGGUGGGGAGUUGUCUCUGGCGUACCCUUCAAGUACUUUCAUUAA
This is a messenger RNA of Orbilia oligospora ATCC 24927, 1014 nucleotides long. RefSeq lists its product as uncharacterized. The record is from RefSeq and is a predicted model, not a curated record. NCBI's taxonomy places the organism in Eukaryota, Fungi, Ascomycota, Orbiliomycetes, Orbiliales, Orbiliaceae. Bases 1 to 1014 code for a protein of 337 amino acids. The transcript has a single exon.